AUGGUGGCCGUGCGGACCAUAGAUCUUCCUUUUCUGGGCAUCCGUGCCGGAUACGCCUUGGACGACAAAACAUUCGAUCCUGCAAAACCGACAUGCGUGCUCGUGAACUCCAUGUGCAUGACCUCGGCACUCUUCCGGCCGCAAUUCGAGGAUGAGACGCUCACCAAGUUUAUGAACCUCGUCGCAGUUGAACCCCUCGGGCACGGUGCCACCACAUGCGCUUCUCAGCAGUUCACCUACUGGGACUCGGCCAGAAUGGCGCUACUCGUCUUGGACCACCUGAAGAUUGACAAGUUCUUUGCUCUCGGGACAAGCCAGGGCGGCUGGUUGGUAACACGCCUGGCUCUCCUGGCUCCCGACAGAAUCCAAGGUCUCCUUCUGUUGGGCACAUCAAUGGACUGCGAGUCGGCCGACUCGCGCACCAAAGGCUGCUGGGAUCCCGUACCUUUCUUCAAGCCCUUCUUGCAGUCGUGGACGAGUGCCGAGCCCACGCCGACCUUUAGCCCCAGUCAGGAUUGGCUCGGUGCCUGUACCGGCCUGGGCUUUGGGUCAGCGGGCAGUGCAGAGAACACAGAAUUUUGGAACCGCACCAUUAGUGAGGUAUACAAGGGUGAUGAGGGCAGACAAAAGUUGAAGAUGGCCACCAUCUGCCUUGCUGAAAGAGACAGCCUCCUGCUCCGGCUCGAGUAUAUUACGUGUCCGGUUCACUGGCUUCAGGGCUCUGAAGAUGCAGUUUACUCGACGCAAAUCGCCACUGAGCAAAUUGCGCUAUUCACUUCUUCUAGUGAUGCUCACGUCAGUUUCGUCGAGGGUGGAGCUCAUUACCUAAGCGCUUCCAACCCUGUCGAGGUAAACCAGGCUCUGUUGGCCUUGGUACAGAAAUCCUUGUGA
Pestalotiopsis fici W106-1 is the source of this 891-nucleotide messenger RNA. RefSeq lists its product as uncharacterized. The record is from RefSeq and is a predicted model, not a curated record. The transcript has 3 exons. Bases 1 to 891 code for a protein of 296 amino acids. NCBI's taxonomy places the organism in Eukaryota, Fungi, Ascomycota, Sordariomycetes, Amphisphaeriales, Sporocadaceae. Gene Ontology annotation, molecular function: catalytic activity.